GGGGGGUGAGGAAAGGAAGGAGCCUGAGACGAUUCCGGGACCCAGGAGCCCCUCGGCACCCGAGGAAGGGGGUAGAGGGAGAGCGAAGCGACCGCCCCGCCCUGUUAGGCGUUCCGGUGCUGCGGCAGGCUGGCCCUCAGAUCUGAAAACUGAACUUUUUCCUGUCCAUUCCUGCAAAUAUAGAUCCUAGAGAAUAAAAAUGGGGACUCCUGGCUCAGGAAGGAAAAGAACUCCAGUGAAAGACAGAUUUUCUGCAGAAGAUGAAGCUUUAAGUAACAUUGCCAGAGAGGCAGAAGCCAGGCUUGCAGCCAAACGGGCAGCUCGAGCAGAAGCAAGAGAUAUACGUAUGAGAGAACUGAAGCGACAGCAAAAAGAGUUUUCUCAGCGUUCAUAUGAUAGAAAAUGGGCUCAUAUCCAGAAAUGGAUGGAAGAUUCAGAGAGGGCCAGGUAUUCUCACCGGUCCAGUCAACAUUCAUAUUUGAGUUCUUUGGAUGUCAGUGGGUCACACAGGAGCAGAACAAGUGCUUCCAGAAGGAGAGAUCUUGCGAAUCAUGUUUACAGUGAAUCCCAUAGUACAAAGAAGAAAACUGCUUAUUUCCAUAAAGAUUUCUUGAGUGGAAUUUACGAUGAUCAAAGAAAUUAUAGCAGCCUUAGAUGUAGUAAACCAAUUUCUUCCUACCAUACUCGGUCAUUUUCUCUAUGCAGUGAUCCAGUGGCAACUACUAGGAGUUACAGGGUGUCUCUUUCUGUAAAUACUGGUUUGAUAAGAAGUACCAGUUUGGCAACUUUGUGUGGUGAUGGAUUACGUAGCUCAUAUAGUUCUCGCACUCCAUCUGAAUACAGUUCUUAUUCUUCAAGAGCAAGCUCAAUUCGAAGUAGUCCUGUGUCCUCUGAUUUUUCUGAUCAAAGUGAAACUGCUGCUGACUAUUUUAGUCGUUCCAACCGCAGGGGAAGCAUUGUUUCUGAUGCAGAUGAUGUCCAAGGUUUGAAUAGUCUGGAAGAAAAGAGUGAAAAAACACAUUUGGAAAUUUAUUCAAGGCCAUCAUCUCGCAAUUCAAUAAGUACAACUCCUCUGAGUGGCAACUCAUCUAGGAGAGGAAGUGGAGACACAAGCAGUUUGGUGGAUCCUGAUGCCUCCCUAAGUGAACUACGGGAUAUCUAUGAUCUUAAGGACCAGAUACACGAUGUAGAAGGGAGAUACAUGCAGGGACUUAAAGAACUAAAGGAUUCUCUAGCUGAAGUUGAAGAGAAGUACAAGAAAGCUAUGGUUUCCAAUGCUCAACUAGACAACGAGAAAAACAACUUGGUUUACCAAGUAGAUAUUUUAAAGGAUGUCGUUGAGGAGAAAGAAGAACAGAUAGCAGAGUUCUACAGGGAGAAUGAAGAGAAGUCAAGGGAAUUGGAAAGACAGAAACACACGUGCGGUGUUCUACAGCAUAAGCUGGAUGAACUUAAAGAGGGCCUUCGGCAGAGAGAUGAAUUGAUAGAGGAGAAUCAACGAAUGCAGCAGAAUAUAGACUGCAUAACCAAAGAGGUGUUUGAUCUCCAGGAGACAAUUAAUUGGAAAGAUAAAAAAAUAGGGGCCCUAGAAAGACAGAAAGAUUACUUUGACUGCAUUAAGAAUGAGCGAGAUGAGCUCAGAGAGGAGUUGGCUGACCUGAAGGAAACAAUGAAGAGAGGAGAGAAGCACGGAUUAGUUAUAAUUCCAGAUGGCACACCAAAUGGUGAUGUAAACCACGAAUCAGUGGUUGGUGCAAUAACAGUUGUAUCACAGGAAGCUGCUCAGGUCUUGGAAUCUGCUGGAGAAGGACCACUAGAUGUUCGGCUACGAAAACUGGCUGGAGAAAAGGAGGAGUUAUUGUCCCAGGUUAGAAAACUGAAGAUGCAGUUGGAAGAAGAACGACAGAAAUAUUCUAAAAGUGAUGGCACAAAUCCCGAUAUAACAGGCUUAGAAAAUGGUUCUGACUUGCAGCUAUUUGAAAUGCAGAGAGAUGCCAACAGACAAAUUAGUGAAUACAAAUUUAAGCUUUCAAAAGCUGAACAAGACAUAACUACCUUGGAACAAAACAUUGGACGACUUGAGGGACAGGUUGCAAGAUAUAAAAAUGCAGCAGAAAAUGCAGAAAAAGUGGAAGAUGAACUCAAAGCUGAAAAGAGGAAGCUUCAGCGAGAAUUAAGAACAGCACAGGAUAAGAUUGAAGAGAUGGAGAUGACCAAUAGCCACUUAAUGAAAAGGCUGGAGAAGAUGAAGGCAAAUCGGACUGCGCUUUUAUCUCAGCAGUGAAGUGAAAAUAAAAAACACUGUGCACUGCUCCUUGAAUAACUAGCCCCUAGCUUGUUUUUAAAUACAGACUUUCAUUGGCACAAACUGUUUGAACACUGAGCUGUUCAAUGGUAUUUUAGUUUCAUAAUUAAAUGGCAUACUUUUUUUUGUAACUUAUGAGAGAAUGAAAUGUAGUUUGAAUUCCCAUGUGAAUGACAGCAAUUUUUCUGUAGCAUUUGAUUCUAGAGUCAGAGCUGGAACACAAUGCUGUGUGAUUGACUUAGCGAUAGAAAAUGUUUUCACAACUGUGGAAUCAAGUUUACUCACGAUCUCUUUUGGCUGCUUUAAUGAUGCUUGAUGCUUGGAGACAACUGCAUGAAUUCAAAAGACACUGUAAUACUGUAUUAUAAACUAACAACUAUAUUUGCUCAAGACAUCACACAGCACAAGUGCCUUUUAUAUGGUGCAAUUUAGACUUCAAUGAUGCUAGAUUGUUGAAAUAACCUUUGAAAUCAGAUAACAUUUUAUUUUAAGAUACAUAUGGGGUAUUCACUAAACUUUAUACAUUUUGAAAACACAUUUUUUGUAAAAUAUUUAAAUUUAUAAGAAAAUAAAUAGGGACUGUACAUAAAGAUCUGCUUUUUUGCAUGGGCACAUGAAAGUUCUAGGUAAUUUUGUCAAAUACUAGCCUCUGAUACUCUUAGUGUAAGAGUACAGAUUUAAAAACUUGUGUUGUACACUAUCAAAUUGUAUGU
Dromaius novaehollandiae (emu) is the source of this 3018-nucleotide messenger RNA. RefSeq names its product LRR binding FLII interacting protein 2 (gene LRRFIP2). Bases 200 to 2284 code for a protein of 694 amino acids. NCBI's taxonomy places the organism in Eukaryota, Metazoa, Chordata, Aves, Casuariiformes, Dromaiidae. Gene Ontology annotation, biological process: regulation of DNA-templated transcription. The transcript has 26 exons. The record is from RefSeq and is a predicted model, not a curated record.